CUCUAGGGUUUCUCCCAUCCGAAUAAAAUGCCCCUCCCAUUCCCCACUCCGUCGCCUCCCUGUCGCAUCCCAAGAGCAGCAGCCGCCGCCGCCGCUGCUUCUGUUCUCCCCCGCCGCAGCCAGCGAAAAUGGUGUUCGUCAAGACCCAGAAGACCAGGGCGUACUCCAAGCGCUUCCAAGUCAAGUUCAAGCGGAGGAGACAGGGAAAGACUGAUUACAGGGCCAGGCUGAGGCUCACCAACCAAGACAAGAACAAGUACAACACACCCAAGUACCGCUUUGUCGUGCGAUUCACCAACAAAGAUGUCACUGCCCAAAUCGUGUACGCUACCAUUGCUGGUGAUAUCGUGAUGGCUGCUGCCUAUUCCCAUGAGCUGCCUCGGUAUGGCCUGACAGUCGGUCUCACCAACUAUGCUGCAGCAUACUGCACUGGCCUCCUUUUGGCUCGUCGCAUUCUCAAGUACCGUGAGUUGGAUCAGGAAUAUGAGGGCAAUGUUGAGGCAACUGGUGAGGACUACUCUGUUGAGCCAUCUGAUGAGAGGAGGCCUUUCCGUGCUCUACUUGAUGUUGGCCUUAUCAGGACCACUACUGGAAACCGUGUCUUCGGCGCCCUCAAGGGAGCUUUGGAUGGUGGUCUGGACAUUCCCCACAGUGACAAAAGGUUUGCUGGUUUCAAGAAGGAUGAGAAGCAGCUUGAUGCUGAGGUUCACCGCAAGUACAUCUAUGGAGGCCAUGUAGCAGACUACAUGAGAUCUCUCGCCGAUGAGGAACCAGAGAAGUUCCAGAGCCACUUCAGUGAGUACAUCAAGAAGGGUAUUUCGGCUGAUGACAUGGAGGCGCUGUACAAGAAGGUUCAUGCUGCCAUUCGUGCUGAUCCUAGCAUGGCCAAAUCAACCAAGGAACCACCAAAGACACACAAGAGAUACAAUCUCAAGAAGCUGACCUACGACGAGAGGAAGGCCAGUCUGGUACAAAGGCUGAAUGCCCUCAACGCCUCUGCAGGUGCUGAUGUCGAUGAUGAUGAGGAUGACGAGUGAAGAGUGUAGUCUCUUAGUAGUUCUAUCUUUAUGCUUUGAGCCAAACUUGCUCCAUGUCAUUCACCCCUUGUUGAAGUUGGUCACUGUGCAAGAUGAACCUGUUUCUUUCAGUUUUGAGGAUCAUGCUGGAGCUAUAGAUUAUCUUAAUUAUAUGACGAUCUGCUGGUUUUAUGAUGUCUCUGAGUUUGUUGAUCUA
Molecule: messenger RNA, 1233 nt
Organism: Brachypodium distachyon (stiff brome)
Lineage: Eukaryota; Viridiplantae; Streptophyta; Magnoliopsida; Poales; Poaceae
Product: 60S ribosomal protein L5-1
Exons: 9
Coding region: 129-1037 (302 amino acids)
Biological process (GO): ribosomal large subunit assembly; translation
Cellular component (GO): ribosome; cytosolic large ribosomal subunit
Molecular function (GO): structural constituent of ribosome; 5S rRNA binding
Source: RefSeq, a predicted model, not a curated record